AAUUUUUGUCUAGACUUGUUGAGAUCUAAAUUUUAGUCAAAAGGUGAAAGGUCCAUUAAAAAAAUGUUGUCCUUAAUUUGCAACUCUAAGCGUUAUAUAUCUUAAUCAUUUUAGAAAUCAUAUUCCCAUUUCUUAGAGACAUGGUAAAUAUCUCCUUACGAGAACAAUUCAUUCACAAAUAGCUGCAAUAUUCAACUGCUAAGCUUGAAACUUGUGCUCCCAUUAAACUUUGCGCGCUUAGUGUUUAAGGUUUAGUCUUUAGAGUUUAAGGUUUAGUCUUUAGAGUUUAAAGUUUAGUCUUUAGAGUUUAAGGUUUGCUAAGCUUUUUUGAAUUGGCUGUAUCUAACCUUCAGAAAGACGUAAGCAUGGUUUACACUAUCGACGUUUCUGUGAUCACAGUAGGAAUUUUGCAUGGGUGAAUUCUAAGUUUUGAAGGAUUUGUAAGAUAUCUUUGAGGAAACUUACUGAGUGUUAUAAAGGAUGGUUUACACUAUCAAAGUUUCUGUGAUCACAGUAGGAAUUUUGCAUGGGUAAAUUCUAAGUUUUGAAGGAUUUGUAAGAAAUGUUUGAGGGAAGUUACUCAAUGUUUAACACUCAGUAAGUUCCCUCAAACACUUCUUACAAAUCCUUCAAAACUUGAAUUGCCCCAUGCCAAAUUCCUACUGUAAUCACAUGAUAUUGUAAGCCAGGCGUUAUAGUAUAUGAUAAACACAUGAAUUAACAUUAUUUUUUCACUCAUAUAACUUCCAGUUGAGGACAAUUUGUUGCGUGAUAGCACAUAGUGAAACUUGGCGAUGCAUAUUGUUUGAUUCCUAAUUUUAGUAUUGUAUGUUGUGGUAUCUUAAUUUGUAUGUAUUGUAUGAAAACAGCAGGGGAAUUGCUCACUGCUGGGUUGAAACAAUGCUGAGAUGGUGUGGGAAAAAUUAUUUUAAAACUAUGCUAAAUUUAAUAACACAGUGACAGACGUAAUGUAUAUAGAUGUGAUUUGUGAAUGAUAUUUUUGUUUCGAUUAUUUCAUAUCAAGUUCUUUGGACAGGGUAGUGUGUCUGUACAGUAUGUUAUUGUAACUAUGAUUUUAUCAAGUCAAUCCUGUGAGUAUCUUAGCACAUUGCGAAUGACAUCAUCUAAGGUGUAAAGGUUGAAGCAAUAUUGAAUUGAAAUUAAACAAGGUUGCUGUACAUUACUCGUAUUCUCGACGUUUCUAACCGCAAUUAUAAAUGUAUACCAAUUUGCAGAUUUCAAAAGAAAUGUAAACUAGCAUUUUCUGUUAACAGAUUUGAUAUAUUUCUCUAGUCAUGUUUAUCGCUGAGAUUCUAGAGGGAUGACAUUCGAGAGAAUACCGUUGAUUCUGUGAAGAAAAUGCCGUGGAAAAGGUACGCUACUCUUAGGUUUUAUAAGAUUUAUAAAUGUAAAUCAUAUCGAAGACCUCGGGCAGGGAUCAUGCUUUCUUUGAGUAAAAUAUUUAAUAUUGAUAACUUUAACAGCAACUUUUGCCCUCGACUGAUGUUUGCCGCGAUGUGUACUUCGUUGAAUAAUCAAACGUGUGUCCGUGAACUACAUGAAAAAUAUUACCACACUUCUCGUUUUCAAUCGAGAAGCUUCCGUGAGGUGGUGAACAACACUGAUGCCAGUUGUAUCAAACUUUAAACUAAGUUUUAACCACUACUUUGUCGUUAAAUUGUAGUUAACUUACGCGAUUUUGAUUGGUUGACUUUCGCCCCAAGUGAACGUAAUAACUUUAGCUGCCCUUUUAAUUAAGCCUGGUUUUAAUAUGGUCGUAAAGAUCCAUCUUUACUGAGUCAGUCACGAUCUUUCUCAUCAGCCGAAAUACAACAUUUUAGAACUGAAAAUACGCGGAGUGAUUAGAACUAUAGAGAAUACUGUACUUAUGAUUUAUAUGUGGUUUACAGGUAUAAACUAUUACAAACUGGCGAAAGAUCGUGACCUUAUAUUUUUACGACCAUAUAUGGAAACCAGGUUUUACACAACUGAACGUCUUUGCUUUUUGAGAUAAAUUUUGAUGAAAAGAUAGUAAAAAUCUUUCGCUUUUUUAUACAACAUCAUUUUGGCCAACUAAUUUGAUCAAACCAACUAUAAUUUACCCUUUUGAGUGAAAUUUUGCUCUAGACAAGGCGUAAAAAAAAUACCUGUGGUUCCGGUUCCCGACCGACCCUACCUUUUUUCUGCCAACCCUAUUAUUUUUUCAACGCGAUUGACUGUGCGACCCUAUUUUCUCCAGGUGGUUGCGGGCCGCUCAUAUAGCGUGCCAAAAUGGCGUCUGUUGCCACACUAAUUAUUGAACCAAAUUGCCUAAAUUCGUCCAUAGGAAAUAGGCAUCUCUACUUAAUAUUGAUGUCGGGAUUCUACUGCAAAUCGCCCAACAAAAAACCGCCAAAACCAUGAAAAAAAUAUUCAAAAAAAAAAUUUAUUUCCGACCUACCGACCCUAAUUUUUUCACGAUAUGAAACCGGAACCACAGGUACUUUUUUUUACGCCCAAGUCUGGACAAAAUUUCAUCACAGUUUGAAAGAGCAUCACAAAAUUAGUAAUAUUCCAAAGUUUCGUUGCGAAAUGUUGUAAAAUGCGGAUAAUAUAGCCUUGCGAAGUCUGCCGUUUUUCAGUCAUUUGGUAUUACAAAUGGGAAAUUGAUAAUCAGUUCAUCUGAGUACCAAUUUCCGUUUGUAAUACAAAAUGACUGAAAAACGGCAAACUUCGCAAGGCUAUAUUUUAAUAUUUGCAUUUUACAACAUUUCGCAUCGAAACUUUGGAAUAUUACUCAUUUUGUGUUGCUCUUUCAAGCUGUGAUGAAAUUUUUGUCUAGACUCAGUGUUGAGAUCAAAAUUUAGUGUAUAAUGCAAAUGGUCCAUUAAUGUUCCAUCCGCUUGUUUGUUUUCUAGAAGGAAAAGUUACACAAAAAUGGAAUUAGAGAAAUACCAGUACAGCAUUGAGUACACGUUGUGUUGUUUCAUAACUUUUUCCUCAGACUACAUCCGUCCUUUUCCUGUUUUCAAAGGUUAGUGCUGUGAAAAUAUUGCCAGUACUUGAGUAUUGUGUAAUGUACUGUGUCAAGAGAGUAGUGAACAUUUAACAAUUAUUCGCCGAAGGCGAGGUUAUUAUCGGGGGGGGGGGGUAUUAGCCGAGACGAACUCGAGGCGAAUAUUCCCCGAUAAUCACCGAGCCUGAGGCGAAUAAUUGUUUUGUGUUUUUUGGGACUGAAUUUAUUUUAAUUUCGCUUAUUUCUUUAUCAGUAACUUCCACAAAACGGCUAGCCGCCAUUUCGUGCCAAUAGAAGCGUUCCGAAAAAUGUUGACCAAUUCAUUUCCUAACUUGAAGGAACACCUCUGAACAAUUCCUCAACAAUUUGAUAAGUUCCUUAAAAAUUCCUAACUUCCUGUUUCAUUGACCAAUCAAAUUUUAUAUUUUAUUUUUGAGCAAUCUGAUUGGUCAAUGAAACAAGAAGUUAGGAAUUUUUAAGGAACUUAUCAAAUUGUUGAGGAAUUGUUCAGAGGUGUUCCUUCAAGUUAGGAAAUGAAUUGGUCAACAUUUUUCGGAACGCUUCUAUUGGCACGACUGUAACACGUCAAAUUUGACCAAAUUUGACCAUUGGAUUUGUUAUAAUCACUUGUGCAAAAAUACGAAACAUGGGUAUCUCCUGGGGUUUCGAUUACGCAAUCCUCAGACGCCUGUCUGAGUUGCAAGUGUUAAGCCCCGGUGAAACGAGGUUGAGUGUUGACGAGAGUUGCCAGUCACGUAUGAGUUUAUCUAUUGGUCGAGUGUCGAGUGUCGAGGGUAAAAAGUCGAGGGCGAGGGUAAAAAGUCGAGGGCGAGGGUAAAAAGUCGAGGGUGAGGGUAAAAAGUCGAGGGUGAGCGUUAAAAGUCGAGGGUAAAAAGUCGAGGGUUAAAAGUUGAGAGUAAAAAGUCGAGGGUUCAAAGUCGAGGGUUCAAAAGUCACAAAAAAAUACAAUAUUAAGGUCAGGUUAGCGACGAGUUCUCGGCAGUAUUGUUAUACGAGCCCUUAGGCUAUAAACCAAAUAAUCAAACCUAUAAUAUGCGUUCCACGCACAUAUACUACGUGGCGACCGCGUAUUCUGCGUUUUAAAUGUAUACUAAUAUGCCAUACCGUGGCUUUGCGUCCUGAUCUGCAUCAUACAUGCAGCCGUGCAGACAGCAAUACAACCAGUUUAAAUAAUAUAUAUUGUUUGUUCUCUACAAACAACAGUAUAUUACACACUAAGCAGGGCUCUUUAAAACACAGCACCCUGCGUUACGCCUUUAAUCGGCAAUAAAUGAACCGAUAAUGUAGGGGCAAUUAAUAUCGCAACUUGUCAUUGAACUUGAUGUAUAUAUGCAAGGUUCGUUUGUAGCCGGUAUACUGCGUGUGCUUAAUCGGCUAAAUUAUUACUCCGCAAAUCAGAUUAAGGUGUGAAACUCAGGCGUAAAACUCCGACUACCUAUCAGUUACAUUUUAAGAUAUACAGAAACUCUUUAUAAACAAUCCCGCGUUGAAAAUAAUCACGGACCUCCAUUUUAUUAAACGCUUUCCAAAUUUUCCUGAGUGCACACGAAACAAUAGCUUAAAAUAGAAGUCAAGUUACUUGUUGUUGUCAUUGCCGGUCUCGAUUUUGUACCAUUGGCAUUGUUUGAAUUGUUUAAUGUGUCCACAAGCAAAUCAGUCGUGUUUUAAACAUGACUAAUAUAAUUGAAACUUGGUCAAUUUUAUGAUUGUUAUUUAUGCCAAGAAGACACGUAGACGUCGCUAUGGCCUUAUCCGAAGCGGUUACCUGAUCUUAAUAUUGUAUUUUUUGUGAUUUUUAACCCUCGGCUUUUUAACCCUCGACUUUUUACCCUCGAAUUUUAACCCUCGACUUUUUACCCUCGACUUUUUACCCUCGACUUUUUACCCUCGACUUUUAACCCUCACCCUCGACUUUGUACCCUCGCCCUCGACAUUUAACACUCGACCAAUAGAUAAACUCGUCGCGUAUUGUUCCAGGGGACAUUUCAAGCUCUAGAUUAACAAAACAAAGGUUUGAUGAGUAUUCCAACUAUGUUUUAACUUCAAUAGAAUACAUGCUAGUGUUGGGAAAGCAUUAAGAACAACUAACCAAGGUCACGUGACAGGGACGCCGGGACGAUAAAAAGGCAAGGGGGGCAAACGCACACCAAAGGGGCACCUCUGUAGACCCCGGUGAAGAUAUAAACCUACAAUUAUGUGUUGACUUGCCAAUGAAAGCAAACGCACUUAAUCAGGUCACAACAAAACAUGUGAUUUAUCAGGUAGUAUUUUAUAACUCAAAGGGCACUUCUGCCCCUUGCCCCUCCUAACAAAAGGCAAGAGGGGCAGCUGCCCCGCCUGCCCCCCCCCCCCAGUUCCGGUGUCCCUGCGCGUGACUACCAACUCUCGUGUCCUCUUACCCUCGUUUGGCUUUAGUGUAAGUAAGUUCAUCUCUACCUGAUUUGAAGGCUUAAGCCUGGUUCUAGCCUGCGUGCGCUGUCACUGUGCCCUUAGCUUCAAGUAAGGUUGAUUAGCACACCCCCUCUUACUGUUCUCGCUCCUGACACGCGGACAAAGCGAUCGUAAUUAAAUACGGCAUGAAAUGUGUAUCCCCACAGUGCUGGCAAGGCAGGGGGGAAACCGCCCCCGCAAAUGGAAAAGCCUUGAGCGGUUUGUGUGAUGUCGUGAUAGCUUCUUCCCUAUGUGGCUAAGCUCUAUAAUGUCUUUUAAAUUGGAGCCAAGAAAGUCUUGCUGUGAGAUUUGAGAUUGUUGGCCUACGUGGCAGGUGAUGAGAAAGCUUUGCCAACUGAAUUCCCAUCCCGCCCGGCCGCAACUGUUAAAUCACGUUAAUUCACUCGAGGCCAGACGAGUUUCGCCAUUUGUUCACACUGGCGUUCGUACGGUGGCUGUGUAGCCUCUGCCCUAAUCAAUUUCGUAGCUAGAGCCACAGAAGCCCUUGAAGGAAGGUUGUGCUCUAAUUCGUAUACGUCCUAAAGCCCUGUUUACACUAUCAAAGUUUCUGUGAUCACAGUAGGAAUUUUGCAUGGGUAAAUUCUAAGUUUUGAAGGGUUUGUAAGAAAUGUUUGAGGAAACCGACUCAGUAUUUAACACCAACUAAAUUCCCUCAAAUAUUUCUUACAAAUCCUUCAAAACUUAGAAUUUCCCCAUGCAAAAUUCCUACUGUGAUCACAGAAGCUUUGAUAAUGUAAACUCGGCUUAAUUUAAUGUUGACUUCUAGAACGGGUGUGUCAGGGGUAUGUCACGGGCCUAACUAAAAUGGGGCUUAAGAAAAGCUUAACUCGAUGUUAAAUCAACAAUUAGAAUUUACAAUUUCGACUAAACAUUGAGUGGUUAUACGGUGCAAGCAUUCAUAGAAUAAAUGUGAUGUUUAAUCAAAGUGUUUAAUUUAUUUUCAGUACAAACAGUUUCUUUUUUCAUCAAAUAUUUUACUUCGUGCCUCUGUUGAUUGACAGAUUGACAGUGUCAAUGAAGUAUUCUUUCAUUAUUGAAUCUUGAAAAGCAAUGAUGGAAUUCAAGUUAUUUUGCAAACUCCAUACCGGCUUAUAAUUUGAACAUAGCUGUCUCGCCCAACUCGAGCGUAGCUCAGUUUUAAGUAUAAAAAUACCCUUUGUUACUAAAUAUAUAAAAUAUUUUCGCAACAAAAAUUCCAUUCUAUAAUGGUGGUCUUAGUUACAAGCAUGGCACAAUGCAAGUUUAUGAUUGUUUAGGCUGGCCUGACAUUGUCGCAAUUAAAUCUAUAAUUAGAGACAAAGUGUUUCGUGUUUGCCAUCAUGAUUGUGAUCAGUCAUCAGGUGCUAAUGGCUACGAAAUAACCUGCUGUGAUCAUACCAUUAAAAACUCAGUUGGAGCCGGGACAUAUCUUACUGUGAAGGCUAAUACCACCUAGCUGGGAAUUCAGAUACCUGCUUGGUAUAUUUUCUCCAAUAUGAAGUCGAACGGUGUGUCCAAUAGCACUCAGUCGUUCGGUAUAAGUGAACGAUCUUCGGCAAUGCAGCUGAAACAGAAGCGUUACAUUGCUCUGUUUAUUGCAGGUAUUCUCCUGGCUAUUCUUAUUGGCUUCCUCUUGGGUUAUUUUAUACCAAAAUGUGACGAGGAUAAUCAGAACUGGAUGCCGCAAUCCAAUGCAAGCAAGAAUUAUGAGGCAGAUCUCUUGGCUGUCUUGGAUAGUAAAGCUAUCGAGAAUAUUUCAAGGUAUGGGUGGUUAUGCUUGUUUUAUAUUUAGACUGAUAGCUGCCCUGGCUUGGUUCUUUCGAGUACGGUUAUAAACAGGAAUCAGUUCGGAAUUUUUCAAUAAGAAUUCAUAUUUAAAUAUUUAUAUGGCGUGAUAUACUAGAGUCCUAAUUUGAUAUUUGUUUCACUGUAUUGUACGCGUUUUUUUUUUAAAGUAAUUUUUCAAAUAGCUAAGGCUUGGACAACAGGACAAAUAAUGUCCUAUAUUAAGUGCUGCCAGACAUGAAUUUGCUGUAUAGACUACAAACAUUAUAUCACCGUGAAAUCAUCAAAUUGAAUCAAUUUCCUGAGUCAUUAUAUCGCUACAAAGUACUUUGUAUAUAGCGAAAACGAUACUUGGAACAAAAUGUUUUCCAAAUCUAUCAACAUCAAAACAUGUAUUAAGUUUCUUAGUUGAUUUCGAUUUCAGCGACUAAACAGCAUAAGAAAGGAUUUGAGCGUUUAAUGUUGUGACUAUAUAAUUAUCUUAAACCCUCGCGUAGCAUGUCAUUUGAAGUCACAAACAUUGGUGAAAAUAUGUUGUAUUGAAAUUGUACUGUAAAUACUUCCGUUGCGCAGUGAAGCUGCAUGAAACUGCAAUAUUUGUUGUAGUAAUAAGUUUGCGUGAGAAAUAUCAUGAACGCAAAAUACUCUCCUCGCACGUCUGUGAAAUAUCUUUACUCAAUUGGAUUUGUCAGCUCGAGCUCAGAUCCACCUUAAUGACAUUUAAUAAAAUACACGUCAUAUAUCAUCAUCGACUGGAAUUGUUUGUUAACAUUCUCCAAAACCCAAAAUGGCUAAACGUAGCUUUAUUUAUUAAUGGCCGAUUUACAUUACGCAACUUUUACCUAUAACUGUCGCAUGCAACCUGCUUACAACUUGAGUUGUAUCAUGUAAAUCAAGCACACAACUCACCUAUGUUGUCGUUGUUGAGUUGUAUGCUCGAUUUACACAGUACAACUCAAGUUGUAAGCAGCUUGCAAUGCGACAGCUUUAGUCAAAUGUUGCGUAAUGUAAAUCGUCCUUUAACAUGCAGGGGAUGUUAAAUCCCUCUGUCUCAUUUGUUCUUUUAAUCAUCUGACAACAACAAGAUCACGUAAAGCUGGCUGGAGAGCAAUCUCAAGCGGCGAUCUUAUUUCGAAGAUGCGAGCUCUUACUGAGCUUCAGUAAACAUCAGAAUGCCGCUACUCUUUAUCUUCGUAUUAAACAGUAAUGAAGAUAUUUAGUGAGUCUGGGCCCUCACUGGGCCUCACUCAACAUGGAAUGCCUAUUCCCUUAUUUUCUAAUCAAACUAAAACACAUUCAUGCAGGUAUCUCAUACAAGGCGAGUUUUGCUAGCAGACUGUGUGACUUUCAUUCCUCAUGCAGUACGCAUGACUCAGUUUGCAUGCGAGAAGUAUGUUCUAUUUUACUCAAACAUUGCAGAUUAGCCCCCGGCACGCCAGGGUUUUUUACAUUUUUUUAAAUUUACUUAAUAUAAGAUGAAGCUAGAAUCAGGAGUCUAUAUAGAACGCUUUUAAGGGCUUUUAGAUUUCGACCCCUAUAGUUCACGUGUUUAGUGUUUAGACAGUUCCCUCGAACAUUUCUUACAAAUCUUAGAAUUUUAUACCCAUGCAAAAUUCCUACUGUGAUCACAGAAACUUUAAUAAACCAGGCUAUAAGGUUUCCUUGCGUGUAAAAGUACUGGAACGUUGAUUUCAAUCAACUGAUAGAAUUGCAUCAGAUGUUUAGUAUAAAUGGCCUUGGCCUUUUAUUCUAAUUAAUCAUUUUCAUGUAAUUCCGAUCCAAUUAGAAACUUCUUCAGUGGACCUCACGUUACGAUCCUCGUGUAAAAGUACUGGAACGUGGAUUUCAAUCAACUGAUAGAAUUGCAUCAGAUGUUUAGUAUAAAUGGCCUUGGCCUUUUAUUCUAAUUAAUCGUUUUCAUGUAAUUCCGAUCCAAUUAGAAACUUCUUCAGUGGACCGCACGUUACGAUCUGGAAUGAGCGAGAUAAUUUAGCAUCUGCAUGCGUUGAACGUAUCGCGUGAAGUUUUAUAAAACCCUGACGUUUCGGGAGAAUUGUUCCUGGGAUUAAUUAGUUGCGCCAUUACAUGUUUUGUUACCUUGAGGCCGGAGGAUGCCUUCAAAAUAUCGCUUCGAGAAACUAAUAUUUACAAAUUGUAGCUGUUAGCCUAUUAGACUCGUAAGAUAUAGUUUCACUCCAUAUAUCAGCAACUACAUUGAUUUUACACUAGUGUUGAUAAGUAUGACAGCAUGCGAUGAUCAGUUCUUGUCACCUGCACACGACAAACUAUCAACAUUUUAAUUCUUCAAUUAUAUGCAUGUCCUAUUUUUAAAUACUGGGUACUUUUUGAAACCCCAACUGGGGUUUUUACGAAGUCAUUGCACUUUUUAAGGAUUUCGUAAUAAAUGUUGGUCUUUGCAAACUAACGUCAUGGAAAUGGAACGGCUAUAAAAUUGCACUCGAUUUUCGACAGGAUAGAUAUAGACGUAACACGCGCUCAAAACUAAUGCGUAUAAUAUAUCACUUGAGGUUAUGACUAAAUUCAAAAUUUUUAUUUUUCGAUACGUUUCUCAAUCGGCAAACAAACUUAAAAAGUAUGUUUAGUGCUUUAUCUGUAAAAUAAUGCUAAAAUGAAGAGAUUUUAGAUGAUACGCCAAAGAGAAAAUGAUGUCUGAAGUUCAGUAAGUUUUGCUUAUAUGGCUGUAAAUAUGGCGUCAAUUUUAAAGCAUCACUGACAAUUGUAUUUUAAUUGACAAUUUUUAACUAUUAUUUUAUGUUUCUCAACCGGCAGAUGCAUUUAAAAAGGUAGCUAACUCUAUAAACUAGAGAAUAAAGCUAAAACGAAGUAAUUUUGAGAGGAACGCCAAAAAGAUUUUAGGUUUUGAACACUUUUCAUUGCAAAUACGUGACAUCGAAAAAAAUUGCCUCUUAACACGAAAGAUUCAGAUUGACAGGGAUACAACUACCUGAAAAAUACAAGGAGAACUUCAAGGCCUUUCGCUCGAAACAUUGAAAUUCUCCUUGUAUUUUUACGGUGUAGUUGUAUCCCUAUCAAUCCGAUUCUUAUUUAUUAAUAUUGCCACUCCUUACAUACACACCGUUCAACAUUCUAAUCUUUAACAGCCUGAAGACCAUGAGAAAGUGCCUCAAAAGUAGUGUUAGAUGGUAUUAUGAUAAAGGUUUAAGAGAUAAAAGUUGGCAGUACAAGGAUUUCAAACGAGUUUAAACUGGUAUUCACACUGAGGUGUUACAUAAGAAGGUUAUGCAUUGUUUGACUUAUUUAAUCUGGCGUCCUCAGGCUUUGAGACGCCAUGCCAAUAACAGAUUCAUAGUAUAAAUAUUUACGUUUUAAUAUCUUUUAAUCCUCCGUAAUCCUGUAUUUGGUUAUUAAAUCUAAUUUAACUGAGUUGGCUCACUGAGGUUCCAUUCUUUCAAGAUGCAGUUGUCUGAUAAUAAUUUCACUUCAGUCUCGUGUGAGAAGAGUGUUUCCACUCUCUACCAAACACCACAUGUUUUCUUCACGUACUCUGGUUUCCUGGAUUUGUAGUACUGGAUCAAUAAGAGAUGAUCCUUACUGAAUCCCUGGGAAGAACAGUUCAGAACUGAUAGAGCUAUCCAGUGUAAAUAAAGUUAGUUUAGUUUAGGUUUCCUCCUGUAGUAACACUGGAUCAACAAGAGAUGAUCCUUACUGAAUCCCUGGGAAGAACAGUUUAGAACUGAUGGAGCUAUCCAGUGUAAAUAAAGUUAGUUUAGUUUAGGUUUCCUCCUGUAGUAACACUGGAUCAAUAAGAGAUGAUCCUUACUGGACCUCUAGGGAGAACUGUUUAGAACUGAUAGAGCUAUCCAGUACAAAUAAAGUUAGUUUAGUUUAGGUUUCCUCCUGUAGAAACACUGGAUCAAUAAGAGAUGAUCUUUACUGGACCUCUAGGGAGAACAGUUUAGAACUGAUAGAGCUAUCCAGUAUAAAUAAAGUUAGUUUAGUUUAGGUUUCUUCUUGUAGUAACACUGGAUCAAUAAGAGAUAUCCUUACUGGACCUCUAAGAAGAACAAUUUAGAACUGAUAGAGUUAUCCAGUGUAAAUAAAGUUAGUUUAUCUUUCUUCUCCUUUUUCAUUCCAGGACAUUUUCGAGUGUUCCACAUCUCGCAGCCUCUCCAAGAGACGUAGAAAUGGCAGGGAUAAUUGAACGUCUGUGGAAACAAUAUGGUUUUGAAGUUGAACUACCAACAUACGAAGUGUUGUUGUCCUACCCUAAGAAAAAUACCAGCAAUAAAGUUCAGAUUAUCAAUCAAACUGGACACACGACCUUUGAGGUGAGUUAGGAAUUAAUCCCCGGUGAAACGAGAGUUGAUGAGUGUUAACAUGCAGUCAAGCAUUCUUACAGGGGGCAUUUCAAGUUUCCAAUUACGUUUUAAUAAAAUUAUUGCAAGCAUUCGAGUGGCCAACUCUUACGCACUCUCACCUUGUUUGACCAUCUUGAUCAUCCUUUAGACAUCUUUUGUGCAAGACUUAUAAUAUUCAGAAUUCCUGUUAUUAUGCACCGUCACGUGUGGCAAUGCACUUAAAACUCUUAAUCCCUUUGUGCUAAUCUUGUCAUAGCGACAGAAUGAAGCUCUGAAUGGAAUGUUUAAAAGACAUAUUACACGUGCACUUGUGUGUUAUGAAUGAAAACUUUCUUUAAUCUUCUUUGAGUCAGAAGCUUGAACGUGUAGUAACAGAUUUCCAAUGUUUCUAAAGUAUUUUGCGCCAAAGACAUUAAGAUCCUUCCCCCUUGAUGUGAACGACAAUAGAAUGAUAAAAUAGAGGUCCUCCCAUUGGCUCCUCCUCGGAGGUCCUGAAAUUUGAAAGGCCUGUUGGUUCAACAAUAUGCAACAGUGUUGAAUGCAACAUAUGCGUGGCCUCGUUUCAAAACUUUGUUGGCUGACGUUUCAGGUUUGACUCCACAGAAUAGAGACAAACAGAAGUUUGACUCAGAAUUUACCCCCCCGAGACGUCCCCCAUUUCGAAUAUUCCAGGGGGUGAAUGUCUCUCAUAAGCACACUGGCUGGGACCAUGGUGUCAACAUUGCAACGGUUACGCCAAAAUCACAGCCGUAAUCCGUGUGUGUCUAACUCUAUUCUGUGACGUCUCGAGGUUGGACUCAUUUGAACGCGGCUUAAGUUUGAGUUUAUUCCAUUUCUCACUCGUCUGUGAGCGCAUUUCCCAACAAGCUACAGCACAAUUGAUAGGGAGUCCAAGGUAUCUGCGAUUUUAACGAUUUACUGAUAUCAAUAUAAAGGUAGCUCUCUUUCUCCUAAAUUAUUUUUACUGCUAUGAAUGUAAAGGUAGCUGUCUUUCUCCUCAAUUAUGUUUACUGAUAUCAAUGUAAAAGUGGCUCUCUUUCUUUUAAAUUAUUUUUACUGAUUUCAAUGUAAAGGUAGCUCUCUUUCUCCUAAAUUAUUUUUACUGCUAUGAAUGUAAAGGUAGCUGUCUUUCUCCUCAAUUAUGUUUACUGAUAUCAAUGUAAAAGUGGCUCUCUUUCUUUUAAAUUAUUUUUACUGAUUUCAAUGUAAAGGUAGCUCUCUUUCUCCUAAAUUAUUUUUACUGCUAUGAAUGUAAAGGUAGCUGUCUUUCUCCUCGAUUAUGUUUACUGAUAUCAAUGUAAAAGUGGCUCUCUUUCUUUUAAAUUAUUUUUACUGAUUUCAAUGUAAAGGUAGCUCUCUUUCUCCUAAAUUAUUUUUACUGCUAUGAAUGUAAAGGUAGCUGUCUUUCUCCUCAAUUAUUUUAAGACGUUGAGUAGAGGUUGUUCCAAGGAUUAAACCCGGCUCUCCAAGUUUGAAAGUGGUGACCACGUGACCACGACAACCACAAGUGCUGGUAAAGAAUUUGGGCUUAACAAUGACAUGUGAAUCUGAAAAAAAUGCUUGUGGCAUUUUGAAAAGAUCGUAUUGGCUCAAUUUGGCAUCUUGAAAAGAUCGUAUUGCUCAAUUUUCACAAUAUUUUCCCUGGAGUGAGCUACAAUGGAGUGAUACAAUGCUCAUAUCCGUCCAGGGGUGAACCUCCUGUCAUGUUCAUUCUCUUUCCUACAAGACCUUGGGUGAUCUUUCAAAUGAUCUAUGUUAUCAAUGCUUUAAUUAAAAUAAUCCUUUGAGAUACUUGUGUAUUGUUGAAGUAUAUUUAUACACUAGCAACCGUUGCCACAUGCAAACUUUUCGUCUUUAACAAAACUUGGUUGAUAUGGAUGUACUUGCUUGAAACAUACAAAGAAAAAUUCGACGCUUCGAGACAAGGCCUUUCGUGGGGAAGUUAUUAAGCGCAUGGCAAGAGACUAAUGAUAAGUGAUUAACGUCAUCUUCAAUUAUGUUUAUUUGACCUCAUUAACAUUGAGCAAAAUCCGAAAUUCAGCCAUGCCAUAAAUAGUAACUGUUCUCCCCAGAGGUCCAGUAAGGCCAUGUCUUCUUGAUCCAGUGUUACUACAGGAGGAAACCUAAACUAAACUAACUUUAUUUAUAUCUCUUAUUCAUCCAGUGUUACUACAGGAGGAAACCUAAACUAACUAUUGAUACUGGAUAGCUCUAUCAGUUCUAAACUGUUCUUCCUAGAGGUCCAGUAAGGAUCAUCUCUUAUUGAUCUAGUGUUACUAUAGGAGGAAACCUAAACUAAACUAACUUUAUUGAUAGUGGAUAGCUCUAUCAGUUCUAAACUGUUCUUCCUAGAGGUCCAGUAAGGAUCAUCUCUUAUUGAUCCAGUGUUACUAUAGGAGGAAACCUAAACUAAACUAACUUUAUUGAUACUGGAUAGCUCUAUCAGUUCUAAACUGUUCUACAGGAGGAAACCUAAAUACCUGAAGAUAAAAUACCUUGAUAAAGUGAGAUUGGAAGCAAUCUUCUCACAUGCGUUGAAGUGAAAUUAUAACCAGACAACUGUGUAUUACAGGAAUCAAUCGUUUGGUCGCAGGAAUGAAAGUUGCAUGCCCAAGCAGUGUAGCAUCAACAACCCCCCAAAAAUCUCAUCACACUUUACCUUAUUUUAUGUAGACCACUGAUCUCCUUGAUGGAGAUGGAGUGCCAUCAUUUCUGGGUUAUUCUGGCUCAGGUACUGUCUGGGGAGACUUGGUGUAUGUGAACUAUGGAAUACAGGACGAUUUUAAAGUUCUGAGAAAUUAUAGCAUAUCAUUGAAUAAUUCCAUUGCAAUAAUCAGAUAUGGAAGAAUAUUUAGAGGCAGUAAGGU
Molecule: messenger RNA, 14438 nt
Organism: Paramuricea clavata
Lineage: Eukaryota; Metazoa; Cnidaria; Anthozoa; Malacalcyonacea; Plexauridae
Source: the annotation of a GenBank genome assembly